UAUCCUCAUGAUUAAUGGAUACCUGGCCAGUUUUCUGCUGGCUCUGCUGGUGACAUCUACGAUAGUCACAUCUUCUGAUCACUUAGACGCUGAAAUACGUUGGCACCUUAAGCGACUCAAUAAGCCGGCUCUUACGUCCAUAAAGAGUCCAGACGGAGAUAUAAUUGAUUGCGUCCCUAUUACCAAGCAACCGGCUUUAGAUCACCCUUUGCUCAAAAACCACUCGAUCCAGAUGAGGCCGAGUUCCCGUCCAAAAGGUACUUCUACUGGUAACAAAGACCCCCUGAACAACAAGAAAGAGCCAAAGGCAAUAACUCAACUUUGGCACUUGAAUGGAAAGUGUCCAGAAAACACGGUUCCAAUCCGAAGAACAAGAAAAGAAGAUUUCCAACGAGCAACAGACAUUGAGAAUUACGGUAAAAAGAGUCAGAACAGCAUCCCAAAACCGCAAUCCGGUAGCUCAACCAUAGGGCAUGAGCACGCCGUGAUGUACUCGUACGGCGAUUACUAUGGAACUAAAGCAUGGAUAAAUUUGUGGAAACCUCUUGUCGAAAAACCGAACGAGUUUAGCUUAGCCCAGCUUUGGGUCGUGGCUGGGAGUGGUUCUGAUAUCAAUACCAUUGAAGUUGGUUGGCAGGUGUACCCGCGAUUCUACGGGGAUAAUAACCCUAGGCUCUUCAUUUAUUGGACUAGUGAUGGGUACCAAAGGACAGGCUGCUACAAUCAUUUAUGCUCGGGCUUUGUCCAAACCAACAAUGACAUAGCCAUCGGCGGAUCUUUUAGAGUCGCGUCAAACUACAAAGACGCCCAAUAUGUAAUCAUAUUGCUUGUAUGGAAGGACCCUACAUCAGGAAACUGGUGGCUGGAUAUCAAUGGCAAAGACAUCGGGUAUUGGCCGGCCUCGUUGUUCACUCAUCUUUCAGACAAAGCAAGGUUAAUUGAAUGGGGAGGCGAAAUCGUGGAUGACCGAUCGAGAGGACAGCAUACGUAUACUCAGAUGGGCAGUGGACACUUCGCCGAGGAAGGGUUUGGUAAGUCAAGCUUCAUCAUGCACAUCGAAACUGUUGAUGGGUCUAACACUUAUAGAGAGCCUGGGACGCUUGGAGUCAUCAGUGCUUAUCAAAACUGCUACAAUGUCAAGUAUGGUGAUGGAGACUCGUCAAUGGGGACUCACUUUUACUUUGGUGGUCCUGGCAGAAACCCUAAUUGCCCAUGAAUGCAUGUGCAUAUACGGUAUCGAUAUUAGCAUAUACUUACAUGUAUAUGUGUGUGUGCCUUUUUAUGUGAGUCAAUGUAUGUUAUAUAAGAACCUUGUGAGAUAAGGUGUACUUUUCUAAUGCUUGUGUUCGAAAGUCUGUACUUUUAUUUAAGGCAUGUUAAUGUAUGUUUCAUGAAUAAAAAUGCCUUUAUACUUCGUA
Molecule: messenger RNA, 1418 nt
Organism: Tarenaya hassleriana
Lineage: Eukaryota; Viridiplantae; Streptophyta; Magnoliopsida; Brassicales; Cleomaceae
Exons: 7
Coding region: 8-1216 (402 amino acids)
Source: RefSeq, a predicted model, not a curated record